CCAAUAGGCUUCGCCAUAUUACUGUACUUCACCCGGAACGUCGGCCUCUAGCCCAGGUAGACGGGACGUACUGCAGGAAGAGCUGAAGUCUCCUUGCAUCCUCCAUCAUGGCGAUGAACAACUCCGCUAACAUUCUGAGCUCAGCCUACCUGGCUGUGGAGUAUGUAGAUGCUGUCCUGCCAGAAAACCCCUUCCAGCCUCCCCUGAAACACGCCUGGGACUACAUGCUGGACAACUACACUAAGUUCCAGAUUGCAACCUGGGGCUCACUAAUAGUCCAUGAGUUAGUCUACUUCGUUUUAUGUUUGCCGGGCUUUUUAUUCCAGUUCCUUCCCUUCAUGCAAAAAUACAAGAUCCAACAGGACAAGCCAGAGACUAUGGAGAAACAGUGGCGAUGCUUCAAAAUGCUUCUUUUUAACCAUUUUUGCAUCCAGUUCCCUUUGAUCUGUGGAACGUACUACUUCACUGAAUUCUUCAGCAUCCCUUAUGAUUGGGACUCAAUGCCACGCUGGCCGUACCUCUUAGCCCAGUGCUUCGGCUGUGCUGUUGUCGAGGACACCUGGCAUUAUUUCCUCCAUCGCCUGCUGCAUCACAGACGGAUCUACAAAUACAUCCACAAAGUUCACCAUGAAUUCACAUCUCCAUUUGGUAUGCAAGCUGAAUAUGCUCAUCCUGCUGAGACGAUUAUCCUGGGUGCUGGUUUCUUCAUUGGUAUCAUGAUCUUCUGUAACCACGUGUUCCUGCUGUGGGCUUGGGUCACCUUCCGCCUGCUGGAGACCAUUGAUGUGCACAGUGGCUACGACAUUCCCCUGAACCCGCUUCACUUGAUCCCGUUUUACGCUGGCGCCCGUUUCCAUGACUUCCACCACAUGAACUUCGUUGGGAACUACGCCUCCACCUUCACCUGGUGGGACAAGCUGUUCAACACCGAUAGCCAGUACAAUAAGCACAUGCAAAAGGAAGGAGACAAGAAGGAGCAGUAAACAGAGCAAGUCUCCUUAUAUAUUCACUCUAAGGGAGCCACGAGGACACAAACUGAAACAACGAUGCACAAAAACUGAUUCAGUGUUUGGUUCUGAGUCAGACGACAUGUUCACAUCAACCAUUUGUGCCUGAAUGGAAUAAGUUGGCGGCUGAAUAAAGAUGAUUAACUUCCUGACGUUUUUUUUUUUUUUUUGCUUGUCACCAAAUGAAAAAAAAAGUUGAUCACAUGACUGUUGUGAAAUGCUCCUGUUUACCUCUGAAUGUUUCAGCACUUUUGCACUUCUCCUUAAGUUGACCGUAACAAACAUGUUGUAACUUCCUUCAGUUUAUUAUCAGUGUAAUGACAACUUUCUGAAGUGAAUGCUGCCUUUUGAAAGAAUGAGGAAAAGGGAAUUGGCUUGUAAAGCUCUUCCAAAAUGUUCAUGUCUAUUUUUUUAUUACUAUAAAAUCAUGAAAUGCUUUUAAAAUUCAAACAAAAAAUGACUUUUUAUUGUUUCUCUUUUCUGUGUUUGUAACAUUAAAUUAAAUAUAAAAUAAGUAGUUAUAUGUGGUUGCAUUUGGCCAAGAAGAAUCUGAACGUGUGUCUCUGGAACUGAUGUUAUUAUAGAUGCUCACAAAUACAGAACAUGGCUACAAA
Messenger RNA from Oryzias melastigma (Indian medaka), 1621 nucleotides. It is a transcript of the gene msmo1, whose product is annotated as methylsterol monooxygenase 1. Gene Ontology annotation, biological process: sterol biosynthetic process. The record is from RefSeq and is a predicted model, not a curated record. NCBI's taxonomy places the organism in Eukaryota, Metazoa, Chordata, Actinopteri, Beloniformes, Adrianichthyidae. The transcript has 6 exons. Bases 108 to 983 code for a protein of 291 amino acids. Gene Ontology annotation, molecular function: iron ion binding; C-4 methylsterol oxidase activity.